Messenger RNA from Olea europaea var. sylvestris, 1471 nucleotides. RefSeq lists its product as uncharacterized. The record is from RefSeq and is a predicted model, not a curated record. Bases 266 to 1471 code for a protein of 401 amino acids. The transcript is spliced from 3 exons. NCBI's taxonomy places the organism in Eukaryota, Viridiplantae, Streptophyta, Magnoliopsida, Lamiales, Oleaceae.
UUGGACUCGGUUUCCCAACUCAACUCAGAUUCCCAAUCCAACUCACUUUUCUCCUUUACUGUCACCCUCCUGUAAUAAUCAUUCAUUCCUUAAAAGUCAAGCAAGAAUAUAACCCAUCACCUUCCUUUCCUUAUUCUGCUACACACUUUAUCUCUCUUUUUCUAUGGCCUUCGCAACUCAGAAAUCGCGGGUGCCUUGUCUUGUAUUUUGAUAAUUUCAAGCUUAAGAAUUGUUCGUAUUAUACUGAUUUUAUCUUAACAGAGAUAUGGCGACAAAACAACUUCGUACCAACAAAAAUGAAUACAUGGCUAAUUCCGAUGACACUGAAACUGGAUUUUUACAGUCUUUUGACGAUGCGGGUGAGCCACCCAACCCUUUUGGCGAGUUGGGUCUGCACCUAACCCCGUCGGAGCUCCUGGAGACAGCCUACGAGGUCCUAAUUGGAGCCUGCCGGAGCGCUGGAGCCGGCAGACCCCUCACUUACAUCUCCAAUUCUGAAAGGACCACCGAGAGGUCACAGUCGAUGACAUCGUCGUCUUCCCCUUCGCUUCAGAGGUCGCUGACGUCAUCUGCGGCGAGCAAGGUCAAGAAGGCUCUGGGGCUGAAAUCCUCAUCGAAGAAGAAGAACGGGGAGGACUCCGAGUCAGCGAGUCAGGGUAUCGGUAACUCAGUUAGGAAGAGAGCAGGGACUGUUGGUGAACUGAUGAGGGUCCAGAUGAGGGUUCCGGAGCAAAUCGAUUCCCGAGUCCGACGAGGCUUACUCAGAGUCGCCGCCGGCCAGCUUGGAAGACGUAUUGAGUCUAUAGUUUUGCCAUUAGAGCUACUACAACAGCUCAGAUCCUCAGAUUUUCCUGGUCAGCGAGAAUAUGAAACAUGGCAGAGGAGAAUCUUGAAAAUACUUGAAGCUGGACUCCUUUUGCAUCCGCACAUGCCUCUUGCAAAGACAGAAAUGGCCUCUCAACAGCUUCGGAAGAUCUUACGUGGAGCCUCAGAUAUACCAAUAGAAAUGGGGAAGCAUAGUGAAUCAAUGCAACUUCUCCGCAAUGCUGUAAUGUCACUUGCUUGCAGAUCAUUUGAUGGUUCUGUGUCGGAUAUAUGCCACUGGGCGGAUGGAAUACCACUGAAUCUUCACCUUUACUACAUACUUCUAGAAUCCUGCUUUGAUGUAAAUGACGAAACAUCUGUUAUUGAAGAAGUCGAUGAGAUAUUAGAACUUAUAAAGAAGACUUGGGUAAUCCUUGGGAUAAACCAGAUAUUACAUAAUCUUUGUUUCUUUUGGCACGUCAGGUCAGCACAUCAGUAUCAAAACAAAAGAACAAGAAAAUUUACAACUGUAGGAGCUUCACACCUCUGGAAGCCAUCAAUCCAAAAUCCAGGAAGUAGCGACUCCUGUCGAUCAGGCGGUCAAAGUGGCGAAACUUCAGAGGCCUCUUGUAGAUGUCCUCUAUCACCUCGAACUCUUCCCUACUGA